Anthonomus grandis grandis is the source of this 466-nucleotide messenger RNA. RefSeq lists its product as uncharacterized. Lineage: Eukaryota; Metazoa; Arthropoda; Insecta; Coleoptera; Curculionidae. The record is from RefSeq and is a predicted model, not a curated record. Bases 37 to 372 code for a protein of 111 amino acids. The transcript has 2 exons.
AACAAGCUCUACAUUAAAAUCAGUGUCGGCCCGACCAUGAACCACAUUAUAAUCAUAGGUCUCACCAUAAUUUCUUUGUGGCAAACCACGUUUGCAGAUGAUACCAUCUUAAUUCCUGAUGAUACCACGUUGAUUCCCGACGAUGAUAACAAUUGCGAAAUAUGGACCUGUGCUGCCACCCUGUGUCUGAAUGUGCUCCCAUGCCCUAGUGGGACUACUUUGGUCGGAGGACGGGGCUAUUGUGGAUGUUGUAAUGAAUGUGUUAUCCCACAGUUAGGUGAUCCGUGUUAUGAAGACGGUAUUACUAGACUGCCUACCUGUGGUAAACUGCUAAAAUGUGACUUAAGGAGCAAGACUUGUGUGCAGAGAUAAACCGGGAAAAAUAAUGCAAAAUGUCAUACGUUCUUAUGUAAAUAAUUAUUAUUAAAAAUUGUAAACUAAUAAAGAUUAUAUAUACGCAAUUUUA